GUCGAUUUGCCUUCUCAGAAUCUAGCCCAAAUGUUUUUUCUUAACCAAAAAAAAAUCUAUAAAAGAAUCCACAUAUUCCAUUACUCUCUCACUCUUCUUCUUCAACCUAUCUCAUUAACAGCAUAGAAAUGGAGACAGAUAACAAAACUCAAAGACAAGCCGUCUCCUACCACUCUUCUCUCCGUUCAGGUGCCACUUUGCUCUCACGCCGACUGUUCCCUUCUUGCCGCACAUUCAUCCUCCGCCAACCAAGAUCUGAUCCCGAUAUUGCGACUCAACUUGACCGCAUGCUCACAAUAAUAGAUGUUUUAGAGGCUGCAUCACUCCGAGUCGGUCCCGGCAACAACCUUCCCGAUCACUAUGCCGUCCUCCAACUCAAACCCUCCGACACCAACACCAGAAACCGUGAUUUUGUGCGGCAGCGUUUCAAGAAGCUUGUUCGCCAGCUUGACCCAAACAAAAACAAGUUUCCUUUAACGGAAGAAGCUCUGAUGCGAGUCCGUGAAGCCUGGCAAAUUCUCUCUGACCCGGUUCAAUUAGCCCGGUACGAACAUGAGAUUAGAGGAGAGGCUGAGGUUGAGGUUGUUUCGCCAGCUUCGUUUUGGACUAUGUGUCCUUAUUGCUGGUACUUGCAUGAGUAUGAGAAGAAAUACCAAGAUUGUACCCUUCGGUGUGGUAACUGUCAGAGGACAUUUCACGGAGCUCCGGUGAAGCCGCCGGAGCCGGAGUCGAUGGUGGAGGGGAAAGAACAGUACUAUUGCUAUCACAUGAGUUUGCCCUUAAGGUAUCCUGUGGAUGAAAAUUGUAGUUUUGAAUUUGGGGGUAAUGCGGGUAGGAAGAUGAGGAUAAAAACUGUGGCUAAUAGGUCUAGAGUGAAAGGGUUUGUUGUUCCCGAUAGUGAAUCUGAAUCGGAUCCUGAAAUGGAAGUGGAGCUGUGAAAACCCUAAUUUCUAGCCUAGUUUGGGAAAUGGGAACUUGGUGUGUGUUUUUGUGUUCUGGAAAAAGAGGCAUGGCUUUGCUUGUGUGAUAGAGAUUUUAGCAAAAGCAUUGCCUUUCUAACUUGUUGUAAUCUGUAUAUAAUUUAUGUUUCACUUAAGGUUGCAA
Lathyrus oleraceus (garden pea) is the source of this 1104-nucleotide messenger RNA. RefSeq lists its product as uncharacterized. Lineage: Eukaryota; Viridiplantae; Streptophyta; Magnoliopsida; Fabales; Fabaceae. The record is from RefSeq and is a predicted model, not a curated record. The transcript has a single exon. Bases 129 to 938 code for a protein of 269 amino acids.